GUUCGAUAGUUCUCAAUGGCGCUCUUGUAUCCAGCCAGAGCGCCCGUUCUUCACCGCCCUAGGCUCGCUUGCCGGGCGUCCUCCGUGCCCUGGGGCUGCGACACCGAUUCCAGUGCCUUAAAUUCAGGGAUUGCGCUCCAGCAAUGGCUAUCGCAGGCUGGAUUGCCAAUCCAGAAGGUGGAGCUCAAGAAUGUAGGCGCCGGAGGGCGAGGUCUCGUCUCCAAGCGCAUGCUCUACAAGGGCGAUCGCUUGCUCUUUCUUCCGGCAACGCUGGCCAUCACCACGGAAUCGGAAUGGGCGUGCGCUGAGGCUGGAAAAGUGAUAAGAGCGAAGGAUUUGCCGGAAUGGCCGUUUCUCGCGUGUUACCUCAUCUCUGAGGCGUCCCUGGGAAAGAGCUCCCCAUGGUAUCCUUACAUUGCGGCUUUGCCGCGGCGUCCGGGCUCAAUCUUACUAUGGACAGCUUUGGAUGUCGAGGCUCACUUGUCCGCGACCUCUAUCAAGGAUCGAGCGCUUCAGUGCGUACGUGAAGUCGAAGACACGUUCAAUGAUCUGAAUAAGCAAGUUUUCAUGAAGAACAGGGAGGAGUUUCCUCCCGAGGUAGCUAUCAACUCGAUUUAUAUAUUGGCAUCUUUGCUGUUGAAUCAGGUCUUCAACUUGGAGUCUUUCAAAUGGGCUUUUGGAAUUCUAUUCUCUCGUCUUGUUCGUUUGCCAUCGCUCGGACAAAAGCUUGCACUUAUUCCUUUUGGAGAUAUGCUCAACCAUGACACUGAGGUUACGACUUUCUUGGACUUCGAUUCAGGCUCAAAGUCUAUAACUUGCACAUUGGAUCGUGGUUAUGAAAGCAACAAAGAGGUUUUUAUUUCUUAUGGAAAGAGGUCGAACGGCGAGCUGCUUGUAGCUUAUGGCUUUGUUCCUUCCGGGAAAAACUCAGAAGAUAGUGUAAGCAUCACCCUUGGUUUGGAUCCAGCAGAUGAAAUGUACGAGGCAAAAUUGGGAGCACUCAAGGAGCAUGGCCUCUCUCCGCAACAAAGUUAUCCGAUCAAACUGAAGGGCUGGCCAGUACAACUCACCGCCUUUGCUCGCCUAAUAACAAGUCCUCCUUCCCAGCUCCACCGAUACUCAGAGCUCACGUCUGCAGCAACUGAGAAACAAGGAAGGAGGAUGCAGCCGGUAUUCACGACUGAAGAACAAAUGAAGGCUUACGAGAUGAUCCUCUCAGCUUGCAAGCAAGCCAUCGCAGCUAGCAAAAACUACUUGGAGAGCAAGGAAGUUCCAAGGCAUGGUUCCCUCCCCAAGCUCGCUAGCGCCUUGUGCGAGAGCGAGCUCAAGAUUUUGUACCGGAACGAAUAUAUCUUGAGAAGCGAGCUACGUGACCUCCGGUCUGGCAAAAACAGCGGCCUGCUCGGCAAAGUUAGCAGUAUGUUCUUUAGAGACUAACGGGCAUAAGAUUAACGGUGUUAUAAUUAUUCUCUUUCAAACUAGCAUUGUUAUGAAUCAUGACAUUGAAGAAAUUUUCCCAUUUUCGUUA
This is a messenger RNA of Selaginella moellendorffii, 1528 nucleotides long. Its product is annotated as ribulose-1,5 bisphosphate carboxylase/oxygenase large subunit N-methyltransferase, chloroplastic. Gene Ontology annotation, molecular function: protein-lysine N-methyltransferase activity. Gene Ontology annotation, biological process: peptidyl-lysine monomethylation. Lineage: Eukaryota; Viridiplantae; Streptophyta; Lycopodiopsida; Selaginellales; Selaginellaceae. The record is from RefSeq and is a predicted model, not a curated record. The transcript is spliced from 11 exons. Bases 16 to 1437 code for a protein of 473 amino acids.